Mya arenaria is the source of this 6113-nucleotide messenger RNA. RefSeq names its product golgin subfamily A member 4-like. Bases 576 to 5150 code for a protein of 1524 amino acids. The record is from RefSeq and is a predicted model, not a curated record. The transcript has 40 exons. Lineage: Eukaryota; Metazoa; Mollusca; Bivalvia; Myida; Myidae.
AAAUGUUAUCUUAUAUAUACAAGGCUUGCAUACCGGGUAGAUAUAAGACCGGCAGGGGUAAGACAUCAUCUAAUUGAAAACUGAAGUGUCGAUACUUCACUGAUUUUAAGUUCCUCUUGAGUUCUAUGUAAACAGUUCACUGUGACAACUUCUAAAGCCACUGUUUCAUAUCUGUUCAGUGUCCAAGACUUUCAUUUUGCAAUUUUUUCUACCAUUAUUAAACUUUUAGUUUUUGGUUUCAUUCAUGACUUUAAUCAGGCUUCUGGUUGGAUGGGAACAGAUAUAGAUCAAGUGAAGGGGAUAUAUUGUUGAUUUGAUGUGGAUUUAAAGGUUGAAUUCUUCCUGGAUUAGCUUUCUGAUAGAUAGUUGUGAUUUAUGAUCCAAUUUUAAAUGUUUGUAAAUCUGAAAGUAUUGUAUUUUCUGUAGUCUGUUUGCAAUAGUGAUUCUUCUAUGAGUGGAAAGAUAUUGAUACUCGAAUCUAAAAGACAGUGUUGCCAGUCUGGAAGGGAAUGUAGAAGAGCGACCCUAAGGUCACCACAGCAACGCAAUGGCCUAACGCUCCAUGAAGUAGCUCCAUGGCAACAGUGUUCAUGAACAGACACCAGGGCAGCAUGAGGUUCACAAAUAACAGCACACUGAGCGACGACGAGGACGGUGUGCAGUCAGGGUCAGCCACAGGCUUUUCUGAUGGUGAGAGGGAGGAGAGGCCCAACCCACAGACCAGGGGCACAAAACGUGCCGCCAACGCAUUUGACCCUGUCACACAGAUAUUGGACAAGAUCGAUGCAGAGCUAGUAUCCCUCACACGCUCUCAAGGGAGCAGCAGCACAGCUACAACAGCAACAGACAACACAGUAAUACAUCGACCUGGCAGUCGGGGUAGCUCCAGUCUCGAGAAUGGAAGGCUAGAGAAUGGGGAUGAACUCUCCAUCAGCCAGCUAGGUCCCUCUUCCAACUUCAAGCCAUCCAUGUCCCAGCAGAGUUCUGGAUCCCGUUAUACAGGGAGUUCAGACCGGGACACAGGCAUUGGAACGGGAACCAACAGUCUCUACGACAGCAAGCACAGGGAACCAGACCUGAGGCCCCUAGAACCAGGGGACAACUACAGGGAUCGUGGAGGAAGAGGAGGCGCACAUCGGCGGGCAGGCUCUGCCCCGGGCACCACCACAGAAAUGGCUUUCCUGAACGGACAACACCUCAGUGAUGACGACAAGCGGGAGCAGCAGGCCAACAUGCCGCUACAUGCAAAACAGGUCGAUGACAAGUUCCGGGAAAUACUCCAGAAACGCAAAAAUGGUCGUGUUUCGGACAAUGAGGAUACCCAGACAAUCAGGACAGAGGACUUUGCAGACCAGUUCCAGGACACCAUGGUCUAUGGCUCAGCGGAUGAAGCUGAGAGGAUCCGUAAUCUUGAGGAUGAUCUUCAGAGUGAUGGGGGAUCGGACACAGACACGCUCCAGUGCACACUGGCCAAGCUCUCCCGUACCCCCCUCCCCGCCCUCACCAAGCGCAGGGCCGACAAACAUUCUAGCAAACCCAGCCCCAGAGUUGCAGGACCUGGGUAUCCACCUAUCUACCCAAAGCCGACUGUGACCUCUUCCUUGCCCCGCCCAUCCUCAAGGUCACCCAUCAAACUCACACCCGGACACGGUAGUGAUGCAGAGUCUGUCCGUACUGAGGACUUUGAACACUCUUUCAAGGAGAUGCUGGUACCCUCUGUAAAUCAGGUGGAGAGUGACCUUGACACAGCCAACACUGACCUUGCCUCGGACCCCAUACACAGCAAGGUCAAACAGCUCCUCAAAGCCACCGCAAAAUCGUCUCGGCGAAUUGUCACUCAUUACAAGAAAAGGAAAGAUCGAAUCGAGCCGAUUUCUAGCACAACCUCAAACUCAAUAUUGAAAACUCGAUCUCGGUCGACAGAAGACAAGCCCCGGUCAGAACAGAAGACAAAACAGCAUGUGAGAAUUUCCCCCCAGCCUCAGUAUCAGAGUGAGACCAAGGGAGACGAAUCUGACGACACUCUCUGCUCAGACAAGGAAGACAUGGUGCUUUCCCCUAGGAGCCAGGUGACAGUGUCCACCCGGCCAGAUGACGACACCCAUCGGGAGAUUGUGCGGGAGUCGGACCGUAUCCGGCGGGAGAUGGAGCGGGAAAGGCGGUCCAAGUCGUCAUCUCCAGAGCGGGAUGUCCAUCGGGACCGGUCACCCACACGCACCUACCUCUCCCUCACCAGUCAGCCAAAGAACCUGUAUGACAAGGGAGACAAGCCUAACGUUGCUGCCGUAGUUGGUGGUGGUGUUGGUGGUAGUACAUGUAGAGGUGGGGGCGCUAGCAAGAGCCUUUCAGAUGAGGAAAAGGAGCGCACUGCAGAGCUGCGCGCAACCCAGUCUGCCCUGGAUGUGACACAGUCUGCUCUGCUGGAGGCUCGUAAGGACCUGAAGGGCAUACAGGCCCAGUACGAGGAUGCCAGAACCCAACUGAUGUUGUCAGAGUACAAGAGGGAGACGUCAACAAAGGAGCUGGCUCGGCUGUCCGAUGAAGUUCGUCGGAAACAAAAUGAGACAAACCAGCUUGAAUCUCUCGCCUCACGAAGACGUGACGAACUCAAACAAUUUGAUGCCAUCGGCUUCACAAAGGAUGAGGCAAUGAAAAUAAUAGAGGAGAAUGAGAAGAUGAAGGGUCGUCUGCGGAACCUGGAUGCCGUGCACGCAGAGCGGGAUGAGCUCAUACAGCAGCUGGACUCGACCAAACAGGAGCUCUUUACAGAGCAGAAACGGGCGCGGGAACGUAUAGAGGAGCUGCAAGAGGAGAUAGAGAACACGACAAACAACUAUGAGCAGGGUCAGGGAGAGAGAGAGGACAUGGCCAAGAGACUCCAGAAACUCGAGACCGCAUACAAGAAGAUGGAGAGAGAAAAAAAUGAACUCAUACAGGGUUCUAAAGAUUCCAUUGAGAAGACUCGUCAGUAUGAGGAGGAACGUGACAGUCAUCGUCGGGAGAAGGCAGAUUGGCGGCAACGGGACAUGGAAGAUCUUGAUACUGCGAGAAACGAUCUUGUAAAGAUGACGGGCCGGGUGGCCGCCCUGCAGGAUGAGGUUCGAGCUAGGGAUGACCUUAACAACCAGCUCAGGGGUGAGAUGCAGGAUCUUGAACGCCAACUAGAGCAGGAGCGGACAAGCCGCUCUAGCAUUCUCGAGGAACACAAGAAAACACUACAGACUCUCCGCAAGGAAACUGAUGUUGCAAUGGUCCAGAUGCGUGAGUCUCUGUUCCUGGAGAAGCAGAAGACCGUGGACCAGAUGCGUGAAGAGCUUGAGCAGGAACGCCGUGACAUCGCUGUCCGCAGUGGGGACCGGUAUGAAGCCCGCAUUGCUGAACUUGAAACCAUUCUUAAGGCUAAGAACGAGGAGCUGUCUCACCUGAACAAGCUGGCAGACAAGUUGGAGGACGAUGUGUCUCGGACACGGGCCAGGAAGGAGGAGGAGAUUAAGGAGAAGGUAUCGGAGGCAAUAGCUAAGGAGAAGGCACAUGCUGAGAGUGAGCAGAUGUGGGCAGUGCAGCAGGAACGGGAGGCCCUGCAGGGGGAGCACCGUACCCAGAUAUCCUCCCUGACUGCCCAGCUAGACAACAUGAAGGACCAGCAGAGGGGCCUUGAGGCCAGGCUCAAGGAACAGAGACAGGAGCUGGAAGAUCUGAAGACGUCCAACAAGACAGUGAUGCACGAGAAACUCAUAGCAGUCGCUCGUGCCAAGGAGCUCAUGAGGCAGGAGCAUACUGCCGAGCUCGAACGUAUCAAGGAGCAGACGAAAAAUGAGCACAAGAAGGAGCUGGAUAAGCUAAGGGAGACAAUCCGUGCCCAGGAGGCGGAGUUACGGUCCCUGCGUGAGGAGAGGCUGCGGCAUGUGCGCACUCAGAAGGAAAGCUCCCUUAGCCUUGACCGCACAGAGAGAACCCUGGUCAAUGAGAUCAACGAGGAGUGCAGGAAGACUUCCGAGAUUCUCGGCCUCUCACCCAGGAAGGUGAACUUCUCCAGCUCUCAGGGCAGCUCAGUGAAGAACCCAACCACCUCAGCUCUGCAAGACAAGGGGAGCGAACUGUUUCUGUUUACACAAGCGCAGGAAGUCUGUCGCGCUAAUGAGUUUACAAUAGUAGCCUCUCCUCCUGUGGGGGAUAAGAACGUGCAGCAGUUCAUGAAAGAUGACAGGGUCCAGAAGAGCCGAGACUGGCCCACUGUGAAAGCCCAGUAUAGCUCUGAGAGGGCAAACUUGCGGGCAUGUAACGAGGAGCUACGACUUCACGUCAGCGGUCUACAGCACGAGCUCGACCUGCAGAAAAACACGAGUAGCGUGGUGGACCGAGAGAAGGUGCAGUUUCGAAUGGAGGAAGACAUUACAUCUCUGCCGUGUGAGUUUAGAAGGAUCUGGAACCGACUCUGGGAUAGAAAUGAUGAGGCUCUGGCGAACCUGCGACGACAGUUGGAACGAGAGAAGGAGGAGGAGAUGGCCAGACUCAAGGAGAGGCUUGUUAGGGGUCUUUCGACAAAUGAGUACAGAGGCAUGACAUACACACCUGACAAUGACAUAGCUGCUCGCCAGCAGGUUAAGUCUCCCCCAACAGAGCGGCAUCUCCGACAGGUGUCAGAGCAACAACAACACGACCUCCAAAGGCUGGAAAGGGAAAUAAACAAGCUGUCCAUUAACAACGGUGGUGGUGAGGAUGUGGAGUAUGCCAAGCGGCUGGCGCACCUGCAGGGGAAGGUGAGGCAGCUUCAGGAUGAGAACAACGCUCUGCGUCAUGCAAAACUGUCCACCAUCACCUCAUCUAGCCCAAACCUCACCACACCCAACUCGUACAACAACAUUGCCAACCACAGGAAGUUCACCAUGAGAUCCCCGUCACCAUCGCGGGACCAGCAGCGACUGGCCAGUGCCCUAGAGUUGCGUACGCGGGAACACGACUAUGAAACUGCAACACUUACGGAGCAUCAGCGACGUAACCGUGACAUCAUGUCACACAAGAUGGCCGAGAUGUCCAAACUACAAAACACACUCACAAAUCAGGCAAAGGAGCUGAUACAGUUGGAGAAGGCGUACACCCAGCUGAACCAGUCUGCCCUUGUUCCACGCCCACGCUCUGCCCUCAGAUAGUUUGAAGGGCUGUGACACCCAUCCAGGAACAAUUUUAUAAUAAUACCGGAUUUGACAGAGACUUGAUUUCAGUCAAGCAGAAAAAACAGACUGGGGUUUUUUCGAGGAGAAAUAUUUGAAAGAAAAAAGUAAUUCUGAAUUCAUGGCAUUUUGUAUUAAAUUGUUGGAAGAUGCUAAUGUGCUAAAGUGCUUUUUGGACAACAUGAUAUUAUUUUCUUACCCUGUCAUCAUGCUGUGCCUCCCAGUGAGAUUAGCAUGGGACUAUUUUUGUUUGCUGAAAAAAGUUACUCCUUUGUGAUACUUUUAAGUUCCAUAAGCUGCCAUUUGUUUAUUAGUUUCUGUGAUAUUUUAUGUUUACAUGUGUUAGACUAUAUGUAUAUCUUAGUAUUUAAUAUGUAUUACUUACAAUCCGAUCCAAGAUAUUGUGAUAUAUUGUUUAUAGAUGUACAUUUGUAGUCUGUCAGGUUAAAGAUUACUGACAUUUUCUGCUAGGGGAAAGUUAACCUAACCCUGUUACAUGACUUUGUGAGGCAUUUGAAAACCGAUAUAUCAGGGAAUGACGUCCCUGGACCUCAUGCGAAUGUCUUCAUGACAGCCCAUGCCUAUACAACACUCUUGAAUAGCUUGUCUCAUGACCAUGCUUCUAGAUUUUAUGUCAGUUUUGGUAUUGUUCAUGACAAUUUUAUGUACCUGAGGUAUAACUAUGGAUUAGGUUGCCUAUAUAUUUUAAAUUUUACACAAUAUAAUCAGAAUUGUUUUGUCAACACAUUCCGUCCACUGUAAAGGCUGUAUUACUCUGAUUGCCAGCAUUAUCUAGUUCUAUACAAAUAGUAGCUCAUGUAUGGGAUUUCACUCACAGUCUUGCAUUUUUAACGGGGUUCAAGCACUACAUUAUUGUCCAAUUUUUGUAUACAAUAAUUUUGUCAAGUCAUAUUAACAAAUAAACUUUAUGUAAGAUUAUAA